Messenger RNA from Ruditapes philippinarum (Manila clam), 830 nucleotides. Its product is annotated as zinc finger CCCH domain-containing protein 13-like. The transcript is spliced from 6 exons. Gene Ontology annotation, molecular function: metal ion binding. NCBI's taxonomy places the organism in Eukaryota, Metazoa, Mollusca, Bivalvia, Venerida, Veneridae. The record is from RefSeq and is a predicted model, not a curated record. The annotation marks the transcript as partial. Gene Ontology annotation, cellular component: RNA N6-methyladenosine methyltransferase complex.
UUUUUCACAACGUAAAAGUAUAAUUUAUCGCACCGGCAUCAUGGCCGAGUUUUGAAAAAUCAUUUCAUGUAAAACACAAAAAUGAGUAAAAUAAAGCGAAAGGUGACAGUUGAUCCUGUAAGUGGAUCGUCUGAUGAUAGGAAAAAACCCAGCGUGUUUGAAAGACUCGGUCCUGGAGCUGUCCGACGACAAGUUGGAAGUUACGACGAUUCUGAUUCUGAUCGUGAUGAAUAUGUGCAGAGAUGUCGUAAUUGGGUCAGCACGGGCUCCUGUCCAUAUGGAAAUAAAUGCAAGUUUCUUCAUGGACCAUACACUUCAUCAUCAAAGCACAAAGGGAGACGUGAGGAUGAAGGUCAGGAAGAUUUGCGGCUAAGAGUGAAACAAAAGAAACACAAAGGUGGUGAUAAAAGCGAUUCCGAUGAUUCAGUCGAACGUAGCAGAAGCAGGUCAAAGAAAGACAAAAUUGCGGCUUUGAAAUCGGCGAUCAUUAAAAAGAAAGGAAUGGUCGGAAGUGAUUCGGAGUCACCUAGUCAGUGGUCUGGAGAUGAUCUUGACUUUAAGAAAGAACUAGAGCUAGAAAAGAGACGUCAACAGUUACAGCGAGAACUGAGCCGUCUCGAGGACGAGGAAGAUCCAGCGAGGGAAAACUUUAUCAUAGAGAAAAAAUUGAUGAGACAACAACUAAUGCAACGAGUCAGCAGUUCGGAAUCAGACAGCUCUGAUGACAGAAGUCGUAGUCGAAGCAGAAAGGCAGGAAAGAAAAAGAAGAAAAGGAACAAACAUUCCAGGUCACCAGCCAAGGGAAAGGGAGGACGGAGUCCAAGCCCUGG